This is a messenger RNA of Macrobrachium nipponense, 1072 nucleotides long. RefSeq lists its product as uncharacterized. The coding region runs from base 506 to 1072 and encodes 188 amino acids. The record is from RefSeq and is a predicted model, not a curated record. NCBI's taxonomy places the organism in Eukaryota, Metazoa, Arthropoda, Malacostraca, Decapoda, Palaemonidae. The transcript is spliced from 5 exons.
CAAAACUCUUUGAGAGAGGGUCUCCUACCUUCAUAUAUUAUUAUUAUUAUUAUUAUUAUUAUUAUUAUUCUUAUUAUUAUUAUUAUUAUUAUUAUUAUUGUUAUUAUUAUUAUUAUUAAUUAUUAUUAUUAUUAUUAUUAAUAUUUCAUUGCAGCUUCAGAAAUCAGGACCACUUCAAGGGGCAAUUCCACCACCUUUCCUCUACCAGAGGAGGAAAACGUUGUGGUUGCAAUCUUGAUGGAAAGCACACCUAACGUGACAUAUCUCAACUACAGAUUCUAUGUCUAUGGAAGAGAAAUACACACAGAGAAGUUGAAUUACGCAAACACUACAUCACAGUGGAAGCCUCUCCUCUUUAUAUCCAAAGAGGAUAUAACGAGCCCAUAUCUACCACAAUUCUGGAUCCCAACAGAGAACCGAGAGCUAAAAGGACAAGUGGAAGUGUCAAGUUCUCAUCCUGUGAAGUGGCAGGUUCUCAGUCUGCCCCUGAACGAUUUUAAAUAAUAUGACUGAGAUAUCUCCUGAUCAAGGAUCGUCUCUCAAACUUCCUGAACAUAAUCAUGUAUGGAUAGCCCUUUGGAACAAGAACAAAACUGAUAUUGAAGUUCGUUUCUCUUUUAUUCAGGAAUAUCCAGGGUCAUCUAACCAUUUUGAAUUAACUGACAAUGAAGGCUGGUGGAUUUUGUCUAUAUCUACAGACAUCAUCUUUUAUGGAAAUAGAAGGCAGUAUCAUUGGGUCACUCAACCACAGGGACGCAACUUGAGGAUAUUGACGAAUCACCAACUAAACCUUCAAGAGUUCCCGAUGCCCUUAGAGCCACAAGAAACAAGCAAACUUCCUGCCAUAACGACAGGAAAGUAUACAGGAACAACUACAAUCAAACCUCAAGUUCCUCCUACAGGAAAUUCUCCGGUCAAACCAGAAGAUUCACCUACAGGCACACCUGUAAGCACACUAAUCAUCAUCUGUGUCGUGGUGGCAGUGUUGGUUGUAGCAGCUGUGUCUUUCCUUUGCUACAGGUGUUGCUUCAGGAAGGAAAACGACACAAGAGCUGAAGGUAAGACUCCCUGA